This is a messenger RNA of Adineta steineri, 1017 nucleotides long. The record is from the annotation of a GenBank genome assembly. Lineage: Eukaryota; Metazoa; Rotifera; Eurotatoria; Adinetida; Adinetidae.
AUGUCUUCAUCAAACAUCAAAGAUCCAAUUCGUAUUGUAAUCACCGGUGCUGCAGGUCAAAUUGCUUAUUCAUUAAUUCAUCAAAUUUGUAACGGUGAUGUUUUUGGAAAAGAUCAAAGUGUUAUUCUUCAUUUACUUGAUAUUACACCAAUGAUGACCAUGCUUCAAGGUUUAGUCAUGGAAAUUGAAGAUACUAGUUUACCUUUAGUUAAAGGUGUUGUACCAACUGAUAGUGAAGAAACAGCUUUCAAAGAUGUUGAUGUUGCUUUAUUUGUUGGUGCUAUGCCACGUAAAGAAGGCAUGGAACGUAAAGAUUUACUUAGUGCUAAUGUUAAAAUCUUUAAAUCACAAGGAACUGCUCUUGAAAAAUUUGCCAAGAAAUCCGUUAAAGUACUUGUUGUUGGUAAUCCAGCAAAUACAAACUGUUAUAUCUUAGCUCAUUAUGCUCCAUCGAUUCCACGAGAAAGCUUUACUUGUUUAACACGUUUAGAUCAUAAUCGUGCUAAAGCUCAAAUUGCAACACGUCUUAAAGUAUCACCAGAUACAGUUAAAAAUAUUAUGAUCUGGGGUAAUCAUUCAUCAACACAAUUUCCUGAUGUUCGCUCCGGAACAGUAACUGUUAAUGGUAAAGAAACACCAAUUUAUGAAGCUGUUAAAGAUGAUAACUGGAUUAAAAAUGAAUUUGUUUCGAUCGUACAAAAACGUGGUGCUGCUGUUAUUGCUGCACGUAAACUUUCAAGUGCUAUGUCAGCAGCUAAAGCUAUUUGUGAUCAUAUGCGUGAUUGGUGGCAAGGAACAAAAGAUAAUGAAUGGGUAUCAAUGGGUGUUAUUAGUGAUGGUUCAUAUGAUAUCGAAAAAGGCUUGGUAUUUAGUUAUCCAGUUCAAAUAAAAGAUAACAAAAUUUCAAUUGUUCAAGGAUUGAAACUCGAUGAAUGGUCACGUGAAAUGAUUGAAAAAACUCAAAAAGAAUUAGUCGAAGAAAAAAAUGAUGCAUUAAAAGCUACAAGCUCGGACUAA